Molecule: messenger RNA, 976 nt
Organism: Sapajus apella (tufted capuchin)
Lineage: Eukaryota; Metazoa; Chordata; Mammalia; Primates; Cebidae
Gene: SPDYE4
Product: speedy/RINGO cell cycle regulator family member E4
Exons: 6
Coding region: 148-903 (251 amino acids)
Biological process (GO): positive regulation of cyclin-dependent protein serine/threonine kinase activity
Molecular function (GO): protein kinase binding
Source: RefSeq, a predicted model, not a curated record
UUCUCAGAGCUGUUCUUCACUCCUGACUUCUCCUGAGCCUCUAGAAGAGAAACAUGCUUUUCAGGGUCCUAACGGGGUCUGUAAGGCGGCUUUGGACAGAACAGAGACUAGGUUGAGUGGACAGAAACAAAGCCUUUGGGAGAGACCAUGGCCAGUGGUCAAGCACACCCCCCGUUUGAAGUGCAGAGCCCCCAGCUUAGUACAACAGUGUGUUCUCCCCAGGUGGUGGUGGAUGAUGAAGUGCCAGGACCAUCAGCCCCCUGGGUAGAUCCCAGCCCCUGGCCUCAAGCCCUUGGCCUCAAAAAGAGGAGGGAAUGGUCAGACGAAUCGGAAUGGUCAGACGAAUCGGAAUGGUCAGACGAAUCCAAGGAGGAGACGGAGGAGGAGCUGAACUUGGAGCGCAGCCCUGAGCCCAAGGACACCUGGGUGGUGGAGACCCUGUCUGAAGAUGGGCUCAAGAUGAGGCUGAAGAGAAAGCGAGUGUCCUCGGUGCUCCCUGAGCACCAUGAGGCCUUCAACAGGCUGCUGGAGGAUCCUGUCAUUCGAAAAUUCCUGGCCUGGGACAAAGAUCUGAGGGUUUCCGACAAGUAUCUCCUGUCAAUGGUCAUAGCGUAUUUUAGCCGUGCCGGCCUCUUCUCAUGGCAAUACCGACGCAUUCAUUUCUUCCUGGCUCUCUACCUGGCCAGUGACAUGGAGGAGGACGAUCAGGCCCCCAAACAAGACAUCUUCUCCUUCCUCUAUGGGAAGGACCACUCCCAGAGACCCUUGUUCCAUAAGCUUCGAUACCAGUUUCUCUGUUCCAUGAGCUGGAGGAUGCGGGUUUCCCCAGAGGAGAUGGAGGAGAUACAGGCUUAUGACCCAGAGCACUGGGUGUGGGCCCGAGAUCGCACCCUCAUUUCCUAGAGCUCCCGGGACAUGGAGGCCUGAGGUCAUCGGCCUGAGAGAAGGUACGUCUGAAUCCUCCAGAGUAAAAGCU